Effrenium voratum is the source of this 441-nucleotide messenger RNA. The record is from the annotation of a GenBank genome assembly. Lineage: Eukaryota; Dinophyceae; Suessiales; Symbiodiniaceae.
AUGUCCUACUCUCCGCCUGGGUCUCCAAUUGACCCGCGGGGCUUCGCCAUCAUAGUAAAGCGCAUCGAGAAGGGCAAGCUGGCAGGCACAGCUACCGGCAAGGCAGCGACCCUUGACACGUCCGUAUGGAUCUUCGGCAAGAGUAUGGGCCUGGUACAAUUGCCCAAAGACUUGGAUGACGACUUUUCGCCCCACUAUUUCAAGUAUGGGGCGAAGGUUUGGAGCUCGCAAGAGUUUCCGUACCUCACCUUCAUGGAGGCUGGCAUGAAAGCCGGAGGCAUCGUGGAGUUCCACAGCCAACUGCCCAAAACGGGGAAGCUGCAGUCUACCACGGUGCAGCCUGCCAAAUCUGGAGGACUCUGCAGUUGCUUCAAAGGCCUCAUCAGCAAAAUGUGUUCCAAGAAAGGCUCAGAGCUGAGCCUUCCCUUGGCCCGCACAUAG